Hyaloscypha bicolor E is the source of this 891-nucleotide messenger RNA. RefSeq names its product carboxylesterase. The record is from RefSeq and is a predicted model, not a curated record. Gene Ontology annotation, molecular function: carboxylic ester hydrolase activity. The coding region runs from base 1 to 891 and encodes 296 amino acids. Lineage: Eukaryota; Fungi; Ascomycota; Leotiomycetes; Helotiales; Hyaloscyphaceae. The transcript has a single exon.
AUGCCCUGUAUUCCCGAUACUUUAUGUCACGAUCUCCGUAUUGAAUGGACAAGAGACAACAUUGCCGCUUUCGGUAGGGACCCAUCUCGCAUUACCAUUUUUGGCCAAUCUACGGGAAGUGCGUCUGUAGACUUUUACUCCUACGCAUACGCAGACGAUCCUAUCAUCGCUGGUCUGAUUGAAGAAUCCAAUACCGCCAACGGAUUCAUACAAACACCUAUCUCUGUUGCGGUCGAGAACUGGUUUACUAUAACCUCCAAGCUCCACUGUGGUGGCGCAACAUCGAACGCAAACGAAGUCCUGGCAUGCAUGCGUACCAAGGACGUCAAUCUCAUUCUUGCGAGCAUUCCAGCAGACACUACCCAGUCUGUCGCCACAAAAAUUGGGCCAACAAUCGACAAUAUCACCGUCUUUCCGGACUACUCUGCCCGCAGCGCUGCCGGAAACUUCAUCAAAAUCCCCCUCCUCGUCGGCAACACAGACUACGAAGCCGAACUCUUCGCCACGCUUGCCGGCACAACAUUGCCAAAGGCUGUAUGGCAUGCCUUCAAUGUCCACGUCUUUACCUUUGCUUCAGGAGUACGAGCAAAUAUCAGCGUGCAAAGCGAGAUCCCAAUGUGGCGAUACCGCUGGUUUGGCAGUUUUCCAAACACGAGGCUGACGAGUUACCCCGGAAGUGGCGCCUGGCACGGGAGCGAUGUUCCGGCGGUUUUCAAUACGGCCCCGUCUGCUGUUGGAAUACCUGCUGACACGGAUGCUGAGGUGGCGAUUGGGGAAUACAUAAGGGGUGCUUGGGCGGCGUUUGCUAAAGCUCCGAAAGCAGGGUUGAAGAGUUACGAGGAUGGAUGGCCAGUGUAUGUGCCAGGGCAAGAGUCAAGACACGCUGGUUAG